CGCCACGUGAUGACGCCCGUCGCCUGCGCUCGGGCGAACUGGACCAGAAACCCCGCGAAAACCGACUCUCCUGUGCGUUGCACGUUUUGCUGAUUUCCCAGUAUUGUUCAUUCCGUCCGACUGCCCCGAUCCUCUGGAGAGAAUUUUAAGAAAAAAAGUAAUACAGGAAAAAAAAAAAACACAAACAAAAUACCACUCUCUCAAGACCCGGAAGCGGAAAGGGCAUCUUUGAGGUCGAUAUUUCCGGGUCACUGGAAGAGUGCGGGAUUCCGGGCCCGAGAGCGGUUGGUGGAGCCGGGACCUCGCGUGAUUGUCGGAGCCCGCGGAGAAGCGGUGUCCGGGGCUAUGGCUGUAACUCUGGACAAAGACGCCUAUUAUCGGCGGGUGAAGAGACUGUACAGCAAUUGGCGGAAAGGAGAAGAUGAGUAUGCCAAUGUUGAUGCCAUUGUUGUAUCUGUGGGUGUUGACGAAGAAAUUGUUUACGCCAAGUCAACUGCCUUGCAGACAUGGCUUUUUGGUUAUGAACUAACUGAUACCAUCAUGGUCUUCUGUGAUGACAAAAUCAUCUUUAUGGCCAGCAAGAAAAAAGUGGAGUUUUUGAAACAGAUUGCCAACACUAAAGGCAAUGAAAAUGCUAAUGGAGCCCCUGCCAUCACUCUGCUAAUUCGAGAAAAGAAUGAAAGUAAUAAGAGCAGCUUUGACAAAAUGAUAGAAGCCAUUAAAGAAAGCAAGAAUGGCAAGAAGAUUGGAGUGUUCAGCAAAGACAAAUUCCCUGGAGAGUUCAUGAAAAGCUGGAAUGACUGCCUGAACAAAGAGGGUUUUGACAAAGUAGAUAUCAGUGCAGUUGUGGCAUAUACUAUCGCUGUCAAGGAGGAUGGGGAGCUCAACCUCAUGAAGAAAGCAGCCAGCAUCACCUCAGAAGUCUUCAACAAAUUCUUCAAAGAAAGAGUCAUGGAAAUAGUUGAUGCAGAUGAGAAAGUUCGACACAGCAAAUUGGCUGAGUCUGUGGAAAAGGCCAUUGAAGAGAAAAAAUAUCUGGCUGGGGCAGAUCCUUCUACUGUGGAAAUGUGUUACCCUCCCAUUAUUCAGAGUGGUGGCAACUAUAAUCUCAAAUUUAGUGUGGUGAGUGACAAGAAUCAUAUGCAUUUUGGGGCCAUCACUUGUGCCAUGGGUAUUCGCUUCAAAUCUUACUGCUCCAACCUUGUUCGCACCUUGAUGGUUGACCCUUCUCAGGAAGUUCAAGAUAAUUACAACUUUUUACUCCAGCUUCAAGAGGAGCUGCUAAAGGAAUUAAGACAUGGUGUGAAGAUAUGUGAUGUGUAUAAUGCCGUCAUGGAUGUGGUUAAAAAGCAGAAACCAGAGCUGCUGAACAAAAUUACCAAAAACCUUGGAUUUGGAAUGGGAAUUGAAUUUCGUGAAGGUUCUCUAGUAAUCAAUAGUAAAAAUCAGUACAAACUGAAAAAAGGAAUGGUUUUCAGCAUCAAUUUGGGAUUCUCAGAACUGACUAACAAGGAGGGGAAAAAACCAGAAGAGAAAACCUAUGCACUGUUCAUUGGUGAUACAGUACUUGUAGAUGAGGAUGGCCCAGCCACUAUUCUCACAUCUGUUAAGAAGAAAGUGAAAAAUAUGGGGAUUUUUCUAAAGAAUGAAGAUGAGGAAGAAGAGGAAGAGGAGAAGGAUGAAGCAGAGGACCUUUUGGGAAGAGGUUCUCGAGCAGCAUUACUUACCGAGAGAACCCGAAAUGAGAUGACUGCUGAAGAGAAGCGAAGAGCACAUCAGAAAGAACUGGCAGCUCAACUCAAUGAAGAAGCGAAAAGGAGAUUGACUGAACAGAAAGGAGAGCAGCAGAUUCAGAAAGCUCGCAAAUCUAAUGUGUCUUAUAAAAACCCAUCCUUGAUGCCUAAGGAACCACAUAUUCGAGAAAUGAAGAUCUAUAUUGAUAAGAAAUAUGAGACUGUAAUAAUGCCAGUAUUUGGCAUUGCAACACCUUUCCAUAUUGCCACAAUCAAGAACAUAAGUAUGUCCGUGGAAGGAGAUUAUACCUACUUGCGAAUUAACUUCUAUUGCCCAGGCAGUGCACUGGGCAGGAAUGAGGGCAACAUCUUUCCCAACCCUGAAGCCACUUUUGUCAAGGAAAUUACCUAUCGAGCUUCAAAUAUGAAGGCACCUGGGGAACAGACAGUGCCAGCACUGAAUCUUCAGAAUGCUUUCCGGAUUAUAAAAGAAGUACAGAAGCGUUAUAAGACUCGUGAAGCAGAGGAGAAGGAGAAGGAGGGCAUUGUGAAACAAGAUUCACUUGUGAUCAAUCUAAACCGGAGUAAUCCCAAGCUCAAAGAUCUGUACAUUCGCCCUAACAUUGCCCAGAAAAGAAUGCAAGGCUCUCUGGAGGCCCAUGUCAAUGGUUUCCGCUUCACAUCUGUUCGAGGAGACAAAGUGGAUAUCCUGUACAAUAACAUCAAACAUGCCUUGUUCCAACCCUGUGAUGGAGAAAUGAUUAUUGUCUUGCACUUUCACCUCAAGAAUGCCAUCAUGUUUGGGAAGAAGCGGCACACAGAUGUUCAGUUCUACACGGAAGUGGGAGAGAUCACCACAGACCUGGGGAAACAUCAGCAUAUGCAUGACCGGGAUGACCUCUACGCUGAGCAAAUGGAGCGAGAAAUGAGGCACAAACUGAAGACAGCUUUUAAAAAUUUUAUUGAGAAAGUAGAGGCUCUAACAAAAGAGGAACUGGAAUUCGAAGUGCCUUUUAGAGAUUUGGGAUUUAACGGCGCUCCCUAUCGGAGUACCUGCCUCCUCCAGCCCACUAGCAGUGCGCUGGUAAAUGCUACAGAAUGGCCCCCUUUUGUGGUGACAUUGGAUGAAGUGGAGCUGAUCCACUUUGAACGUGUUCAGUUCCAUUUGAAGAACUUUGAUAUGGUAAUAGUUUAUAAGGAUUAUAGCAAGAAAGUGACUAUGAUUAACGCCAUUCCUGUAGCCUCUUUGGAUCCCAUCAAGGAAUGGCUGAAUUCCUGUGACCUAAAGUAUACAGAAGGAGUACAGUCCCUCAACUGGACUAAAAUCAUGAAGACCAUUGUUGAUGAUCCCGAGGGCUUCUUUGAACAAGGUGGCUGGUCUUUCCUGGAGCCAGAGGGUGAGGGAAGUGAUGCUGAGGAAGGAGAUUCAGAAUCUGAAAUUGAAGAUGAGACUUUUAAUCCUUCCGAGGAUGACUAUGAGGAGGAGGAGGAGGACAGUGACGAAGAUUACUCAUCAGAGGCUGAAGAAUCAGAUUAUUCUAAGGAGUCACUGGGCAGUGAAGAGGAGAGCGGAAAGGAUUGGGAUGAACUGGAGGAAGAAGCUCGAAAAGCGGACCGUGAGAGUCGUUACGAGGAAGAAGAGGAACAGAGUCGAAGUAUGAGCCGGAAGAGGAAGGCUUCUGUACACAGUUCAGGCCGAGGCUCUAACCGUGGUUCCAGACAAAGCUCUGCACCCCCAAAGAAAAAGAGGAAGUAACACUUCUGAACUUUGGUCUUCAGCUCCAUUUUUCCUUCAUCCAACCCCUGAAAGUUUUACACGACAUAGAAGCUGUAUUUUUCCUUUUGUUUCCUUUAAAGCUCUGCCAUUUGUGUUUAUGGGUUUAGGGGGCCAUUUGUGUGGACCAAUCUACCUGGGGAAUUCCAGGCCCUCCAGGACAUGGACCAGUGGCCCCAUGCAGAUGGCAGGGGAGGCGGUGAAGAAGGACGGAGACUCAUGUUAAUAGUGCUCCAUUCCUCUUCCUGUCGCCCUCUGUCAGGACAUCGAUGGCUUCUGACAUCUUACUCUUGGUGUCUCAAAGCUGUUUCCAAGAAAAUGGUACCUGUACCAUGGUCUUGACCAGCAGAUUCAGUCCUUCAUCUUAUGCUAAGACCUUCCUCAUGUCUCUCUAAGUUCCAUCAUUGCAAUAAUCAAGAAAAGGUUCUUAGAAUUUGCUAAUGAUGGGAUAAAUCAUGCAACUUGAGCUAGCAAGGCAGAUUGGGCUGGUGCCUUCAUCUGAAUUCUGCUUUCUUGCCUCGUACGGAUUUUGAGGUGUUUCUGCUGACUUAGAAGCAGUGACACUCCCUAGCUCAGUUAUUUCUCCCUUUACAUUCAUACCUGCUGCCACAAUAGAAGGCAGGAUUACCACUAUCACUUCUGAUAGAUAUAUCUAAGGAUGAAAAGUUGUGCCUCGUACACUGCUUCCAGCGGAAUCUAGAAGGAGGCCCAAAGGAAUCCACCUUUAGGUUUGCCUAGAAUGCCCUAGCAAGAGAGGAAAGGAAGGGAGGCCACAUCUUGAACGCAGCUUCUCGUCACUGCUGCUCCUUACACUUACCUGUCCUGUAUUUAUCAGUUUCUGUUGUGACCAGCUUUUUAAUAUUGGGGGAGUUUAUCUUGCCAUCCCUGCCUCCUGAUUCUCUGCACCUACCCGUCCCACUGCAGUUCUUUCUGUAUUCUGUGACUUUUAAGAGAGCGGGGGAGGGAUCAUGGAUUUUAUGUUUGUUUAUUUUUUUUCUCCUUAGCAGUAGGACUUGAUAUUUCAAUUUUGGAAGAACUAAAAGAAAUAAACUGUGGGGUUUUUUGUUGUU
This is a messenger RNA of Ochotona curzoniae (black-lipped pika), 4577 nucleotides long. It is a transcript of the gene SUPT16H, whose product is annotated as SPT16 homolog, facilitates chromatin remodeling subunit. Gene Ontology annotation, cellular component: FACT complex. The record is from RefSeq and is a predicted model, not a curated record. The transcript is spliced from 26 exons. The coding region runs from base 346 to 3489 and encodes 1047 amino acids. Gene Ontology annotation, biological process: transcription elongation by RNA polymerase II; positive regulation of transcription elongation by RNA polymerase II. Gene Ontology annotation, molecular function: nucleosome binding. NCBI's taxonomy places the organism in Eukaryota, Metazoa, Chordata, Mammalia, Lagomorpha, Ochotonidae.